Messenger RNA from Haliotis rubra (blacklip abalone), 959 nucleotides. RefSeq names its product vitelline envelope sperm lysin receptor-like. Bases 16 to 915 code for a protein of 299 amino acids. The record is from RefSeq and is a predicted model, not a curated record. NCBI's taxonomy places the organism in Eukaryota, Metazoa, Mollusca, Gastropoda, Lepetellida, Haliotidae. The transcript has 7 exons.
UAUUCCCCCCUGACCAUGUACAUCUGUUCAUCAGUAACCCCAAACUGCGGUGCCAACGACAAAACGGACGCCUCGGUCACCAUCGUCACCGAUCUGAAUGCCAAGGCCAAGGCCGUAUGUCUGGGAAACAAGGAAGUGGCCUUCACCUCCACAGACGGGGUCAACUUCGUCCUGCCCUUCUCCUACCCAGGUCGAGGCUCCAAACCCUGCUCAUUUACUAAACGUACCAAGUCCCGGGUGUACACGGUGAAGGUGAUCGUGUCGUAUGGCGAGCCCGGCAGCCUGGUUCACCAGUACACGGAGGAGUACACCGUCACCUGCACAUUCAGCCCCAAGGGCUUCGACACAAGCAAGAACCAGAAAAUAGCCGACACCCUGAUCGCGGCCAAGGAGAUCCAGACCAACGUGGGGGGCACCAGCAGAUCCACCAUUCACCUCAAGAUGGUGGACGUCCUCGGACACAACCUCAACGGCAGGACCGUGGACCUCGGCAGGACGGUGCAACUAAAGGCCGUCAAUACAGGCUCAGAGGCAGGCAUCCGGCCCAUCUCCUGUGACGCCAUAGACGGAUCCUCGGCACGAUACUCCAUCCUCCGAGCAGGUUGUGGUGAUGGUAUUGUCUUCCCCAAAAACGUCGGCUUCACCACCAUCGGGAAGAAAACCCAGAGUCCCUAUUUUGAAGCCUUUACUGUCAACGUGAACUCCGCCUUGAAGUUUGAGUGUAACUUCACCAUGUGUGCAUCCAGGUGUGACGGGAAUUCCUGCACCAACGCUCCUACCAUCAAGAAAAGAGACGUAUCCGGGAUGUCCAACCAAGGCUAUGCUAUGGUAGCUACUGAAUCCGUCGCCAUAAUCAACACGGCCCCGGGCGAGGCGGGAGUGGGGGACGUUCAUGUCGACAGGUCGCAGCAGUAACAUGUAUUGCCAUGGUUACGGGUUUUAAUAAAAUUCCAUCUGUC